Messenger RNA from Zea mays, 1326 nucleotides. RefSeq lists its product as uncharacterized. Bases 41 to 1084 code for a protein of 347 amino acids. The record is from RefSeq and is marked predicted. NCBI's taxonomy places the organism in Eukaryota, Viridiplantae, Streptophyta, Magnoliopsida, Poales, Poaceae. The transcript has a single exon.
GAAGAAAAGUGGAUAUCUUGCUAUUGGGUUUGGGAGUGGGAUGGUGAAUAGCUUCACCUAUGUUGCUUGGGUGGGCAAUGAUGGGGUUGGGCGAGUAAAAACUUAUUGGAUUGAUGGAAAGAGUGCAACAGGCAUUCACCCAACAUCUGAGAACAUCACUUUUGUUCGGUGUAAGUCAGAAAAUGGCAUUAUUACAUUUGAAUUUACUCGCCCUCUUAACCCUUCUUGUACCGGAAAAGUAGAAUGCAAGAACAUCAUCGAUCCAACUACACCACUUAAGGUUGUCUGGGCCAUGGGUGCAAGCUGGUCGGGAGAUGAUCUGACAGACAGUAACAUGCAUUCAGUCACAAGCAGUCGGCCUAUACGUGUUUUGUUGUUGAGAGGUUCAGCUGAGGCAGAACAGGAUUUGCGUCCUGUCCUGGCUGUUCAUGGGUUUAUGAUGUUUGUUGCCUGGGGAAUCUUGCUUCCUGGUGGAAUAAUGGCUGCCCGGUAUUUGAAGAGCUUAAAAGGAGAUGGGUGGUUCCAAAUACAUGUCUAUCUGCAGUAUUCAGGAAUUGCUAUAAUGUUUCUUGGCGUCCUUUUCGCUGCGGCUGAGCUCCGUGGCUUCUUUGUCAGCUCAGUGCAUGUUAAGUUUGGUGUGCUGGCCCUGUUAUUGGCAGUUCUGCAGCCACUAAAUGCCAAAUUUCGUCCCAGUAAGCCAGCUAAUGGUGAGGUUCCAUCUCACAAUCGAAUCAUGUGGGAGUACCUGCAUGUUAUCACAGGGAGGUCGGCAGUUAUUGUAGGAAUCGUGGCGCUUUUCACAGGAAUGAAGCAUUUAGGCCAUAGGUAUGACAGUGAGAAUGUAGAGGAGCUCACUUGGGCCUUAAUGCUGUGGGUGCUUUCAGUUAUCGUUGUUGUGCUGUGCUUGGAAUAUAAGGAAGUCAAAAGAAGGAUCGGUGACAGAAGUGCCAGAGGGCACUGGGUAUUAGGCAACACCGAGGAGGAGGAUUCAGUUGAUCUUUUGCAUCCUGAUGGUGCAGCCAGGAAUUCAGAAUCUAGCGCUACUGGUGUAAUGGAGGUGCAGCUUGAACCUCUCACUAGAUGAUGUAGAUCAAUCUGUCAGAUACAAAUACACCUGAAUACCUGAUCCAUAUCUUAUAUGGAUGAUAGGUCAGCCGGCAUGGAUUUUCUGGUUCAGAGGAAAUUGAUCUGGAAUCCCCAUGUUUGUUUUAAGCAGAAUGGUUCCAGACUAGACAAGAUGUUCAGAUUCUGUUCUUAAUUUCAUGCAUCACACCUUUACAUUGUACAGUGUACAUUUUUUUACAAUAGACAUGUAUAAUUUGUGAC